ACUCGUGCCAAUUGUUUCCCAGAUCCCAUAGCAGUCACCUUCUUGGGCACAUUUUCAUUUUCAAAGUUCCUUAAAUUAUUCAUCACCAUGGUUGUGGACGGGUAUCCUGAGAAAAUGGGGGGCGAUGGGUUCACCCCAGGAACGCAAAGGUUCGCGUGGGGACUGUUUAUUAUUUCCUUGUUACUUCUCGGCCCCCACAUCUUGAAGGCGUUCAAGGAUCCGGAGCCGGAACCCCCUCGCGUUCCAUUUACCGGACAAGCAAUAACUUUUGACGUGGGGAAAUCCGUUUGUGGUCCUGAAUUCCAGGCAAAGAAUUCCGAUCUCGUUGCAGCGCUUCACCAAAAACAUUGGAAACAUCCAAAUCCCACGAAAGAUCUAAAUUGUGCGAGAUCCGUUAAAAUUACAGAAUUGGAAAGUUCCAAGGAGAAAAGCGUCAUUGCCAAGGUGUACACGAAAUGUAUACAUGGCUGCAAAAUUCCGGAUAUUGCAUUGUCCGACGCUGCAUUCAAGAAACUCUCCAAGGACGGCGGAACCUCGCUAAAAGUCACGUGGGAUUUUACGGACUAAUUAACAAUCAGUAUCGUCAUGGACGAGAUGUUAUUGUAAUUUGUGUCAUUAUCAAAAUAUGAAGCUACAUGUAGUUAGUGUUCUUUCCAAUAAAUUAUCCUACCUAAAUUUUCAUGAAUAUAUGUAGAAUUUUUCUAAUUAAAUUCUCAA
Molecule: messenger RNA, 717 nt
Organism: Folsomia candida
Lineage: Eukaryota; Metazoa; Arthropoda; Collembola; Entomobryomorpha; Isotomidae
Exons: 2
Coding region: 88-567 (159 amino acids)
Source: RefSeq, a predicted model, not a curated record